Molecule: messenger RNA, 1826 nt
Organism: Nyctereutes procyonoides (raccoon dog)
Lineage: Eukaryota; Metazoa; Chordata; Mammalia; Carnivora; Canidae
Gene: LYPD3
Product: LY6/PLAUR domain containing 3
Exons: 5
Coding region: 69-1112 (347 amino acids)
Cellular component (GO): plasma membrane
Source: RefSeq, a predicted model, not a curated record
UCAGGUAAGAGGGCCCAGGUUGGGAAGCGGCACACCCAGGGGGGACACCGAGGGAGCAGGACCGAGCCAUGGCCCCUGCCAGGAAAGCAGGCGCCCAGGCAGUGAUCUGGACUCCAGGCUGGCAGCUGCUGCUGCUGCUGCUGCCGCUCCUUCUUGGAGGAACGCAGGCCCUGGAAUGCUACAGCUGCGUGCAGAGAGCAGAUGACGGAUGCUCUCCGCAAAAGACCAAGAUCGUGAAGUGCGCGCCGGGCGUGGACGUCUGCACAGAGUCCGUGGGGGCGGUGGAGACCAUCCACGGGCAGUUCUCGGUGGCAGUGCGGGGCUGCGGCUCGGGUCUCCCGGGCAAGAAUGACCGCGGCCUGGACCUUCACGGAAUUCUGGCCUUCAUCCAGCUGCAGCAAUGCUCCCAGGACCGCUGCAACGCCAAACUCAACCUCACGUCGCGAGCGCUCAACCCCGCAGGCAAUGAGAGUGCGUACCAGCCCAACGGUGCCGAGUGCUACAGCUGCGUGGGGCUGAGCCGCGAGGCGUGCCACGGCACGGCGCCGCCCGUCGUGAGCUGCUACAACGCCAGCGACCACGUCUACAAGGGCUGCUUCGACGGUAACGUCACCCUGACUGCAGCGAAUGUGACUGUAUCCUUGCCCGUGCGGGGCUGUGUCCAGGAUGAGUUCUGCACCCGGGAUGUGGUGACAGGCCCAGGGUUCACACUCAGUGGCUCCUGCUGCCAGGGGUCCCGCUGUAACUCGGACCUCCACAACAAGACCUUUUUCUCCCCGCGAAUCCCACCCCUUGUCCUGCUGCCCGCCCCUAAGCCCACCACUCUGGCCCCAACCACCUCUGUCACCACUUCCACCCCAGCCCCAACCACGCGUGUCUCUACCACCAAAGCCACCUCAGCUCCAACCAGCCAGACUUCUCCCCAGGAAGUACAUCCUGAGACCUCCGGGAAAGAGGAAUCUAGCUUUGCUGGAGGUGCCACUGGCCACCAGGACCGUAGAAAUAUGGCAGGGAUCCCUACCAAAGAUGUGGCCCAUGGUAAAGCCUCUGCAACUCCCUUCACUGGGUUGACAGCCUUUCUGUUGGCUGUGGCUGCUCGCACCUUAUUAUGAGUUUUUCCAUCUAGAAACCUCCGUCUUGCCCUGUUCCCUGGCCCUGGGUACCUCUCUCUUCCCAUUACUUUCCUUUCCCUGACUGGACUGGGCUGGCCCAGCCUCUGUUCUUCCCAUCGCCCCCACUAUCCCCAGCUUCUGCUGCACUGGUUUGCGGCUUUGGGAAAUAAAGUUACCAUUGUUUGUAUAUAUCCUGCCAGGGUGUUAAUAGCUUUCUGAAGGCAGCAAAUGUAUCUCCCUCAUCUUUGUCUCUCCCUCCCCUCCUCAUGGUGCCUAGGACAGAGAAAAGCCAGGGCUGUCCCAGGGAAGAUGGGGGAAACAAUGAUAAACUUCCUCUUCGCUUUUUUAUAGCCAGCCUCGAAUAUGGGGGCAGAACCAACCUGAAAUGUAGGGGUUGGAGCAACCUGGAAUAUAGGGGGGUGGAGCUAACCUGGAAUAUAGAGGGUGGAGCCAACCUGGUAUAUAGGGGGCAGAGCCAACCUGGAAUAUCAGGGGCCAAGGCAGAUAGUGGUGCCCUCCUAUGCUGGCUGCUGCCCCUGCCCUCCCCCCACCCCCACCCCCACCCCCCACCCCCGCCAUCUCUGUGGCAAUUGUUUUGGCAUCUGAGUUCCUUACUAGACUGUGAGCUCCUCAAGGGCAGGGACCGUGCCUUAUACCCCUGUGUGGUCAGCUUCUGGCACAUAAAGGUCUCAAUAAAAGUUUAAUUCCUUUGUA